GUUCUCUCGAUGGCAGCAUAAACGAGUGUAAGAGGCGAUGAUAGAGAGAAGGCGAGAAGAGAGAAAAAGACACGCGUGGAGGACCCGGCGACGCACGACCACGCGAUCUCUCUUGCCCCUUUGACUAGUUUGUUACACGAUCAGUGUCUGCAGUCUACCAAAGCAGCAAGUUAAAGAUACCAACUGUAUUUUUGUGUCAAAUAAUUUUUAUGGUAAAGUGACGACGAACGAUACCUUUGACCUGAUCGCGUGCAUAAGGUGGAAAAGUGCUGGUGAACUUUGUUGAGAAAAGAAAAAAGGGUGAGAGAGAAUCUAGUGCUCUUAUUCUUAUUCUUCUUCUUCUUCUUGGUCGUGAGCUUCCGGGUAAAGAAUGUGGGCUGGACAAGACGACACGCAGAGGUUUAAAACCAGAGUACUAAAACCACCAGGUGGUGGAAGCAGUGAUAUUUUUGGCAGUGGUGAAGAAACCAGUCCUCGUCGUGUGAAAAAUCACAAUUCUUCUCAACUUGGAUCAGCUCUUUAUGGUGAUAGCGGUUCAAGUACAGGCAGCACCAGUCCUGAAACGCCGCGUGCAAACAAGCCUGGUAAUGAUUCAUACAAACGCCUGUUUGGUCCCCCUGAUCCUGCUCCCCAAAACACCAAAAAUCACAUGCGCAGCAACAUCUCUCUCUGCGGAGAUGAUAUCGACAGUGUUAACGGUUCUAUUUCUCACGUAAAUAAGAACGAUGAGUCUAAUGGGACUCACAUCAAUGGCACUACCGCUUUCAACGGCAACGCAAUUAUUAAUGAUAACACAGCUUUUAGGAGAAUCAAACGAUUUCGAGGAUCCUCUUGCUUAACGCGGAAUCCUGUCACUGGAGAUGGAAUUGAAAUUACGCCAAUUAGGCGCACCAGAAGGUGUCGAGAUCGUAACCCGGUUACUGGCAUCACUCCUGAUCAACAAAAUAACUCAUCAUCGCACAAUGGCAGCAGCUCUUCAAGCAUUAACGGUGAUUCCAAGUCUACCACCGAUUCAUCUCCAUCAAGCACAAAACCACGUACUCGUGUACCACCUGGCGGGUAUUCUUCAGGGCUUUGGUAAAAGAACCCUCUAGAUGCACAACUUACGGCGAAAUAAAAUCAGUUUUAUUUAUUUCCUCUGAAAUUAAUGUUCUUUCGAAA
Molecule: messenger RNA, 1161 nt
Organism: Chelonus insularis
Lineage: Eukaryota; Metazoa; Arthropoda; Insecta; Hymenoptera; Braconidae
Gene: Jupiter
Product: microtubule-associated protein Jupiter
Exons: 5
Coding region: 371-1081 (236 amino acids)
Cellular component (GO): nucleus
Source: RefSeq, a predicted model, not a curated record